Messenger RNA from Pistacia vera, 1395 nucleotides. RefSeq names its product protein ALTERED XYLOGLUCAN 4-like. Lineage: Eukaryota; Viridiplantae; Streptophyta; Magnoliopsida; Sapindales; Anacardiaceae. Gene Ontology annotation, molecular function: O-acetyltransferase activity. The coding region runs from base 1 to 1395 and encodes 464 amino acids. The record is from RefSeq and is a predicted model, not a curated record. The transcript has 3 exons. Gene Ontology annotation, cellular component: Golgi apparatus.
AUGAAGUUUUAUUCUCUAUUCCAAGAAAAACAUGGUCAAUAUACCAGAAAGGAGAGAUGUGUCAGCAUUGGGAAACUGGUUCCUUUGUUCUUGUGUUCACUAGUUGCAACCAUCAUUCUCAGCUUCUUCCUCUAUUUCCCGUACCCCUUGAAUCCUUUGACCAGAUGUGGGUUUCAGCAAAUAUUAAGAUUAGAUGGUAAUGAAUGCUUUUGUUUUUCAGAUUAUGGGAUUGCGAAUUGUGACUUGUUUAAGGGUCAUUGGGUAGCAGACGAUAAAGGGUCACGCUAUACAGAUUCAAGCUGUCUAACAAUUCCGGAAUCGAACAAUUGUUUCAUGCAAGGGAGGAAGGACGAUGAUUUUCUAAAAUGGAGAUGGAAACCUGACGAUUGUGAUCUUCCAAGGUUUGAUGCCAAGGUUUUCUUGGAUAUGGUUCGUGGAAACAAAAUGGCAUUCAUUGGUGACUCUGUUGCCAGGAACCAAUUGGAAUCACUUCUCUGUCUGUUGGCUCAGGAGGAAGUUCCGAAAGAUAUUUAUAAGGAUCCUGAAGACAGGCUCCGGAUAUGGAAUUUUCGUGGACAUGACUUCACUCUCAUGACCCUCUGGUCUGGAUUCCUAGUUGUUGGAGACCGUAAAGUGAUCAAUGGUUCAAGUGAGUGUUACAAUUUGCAUCUUGACAAGAUUGAUGAAAGUUGGACAACAAACCUCCCUACAAUUGACUAUGCAAUUAUCGCAGUUGAGCAUUGGUUCUUCAGGCCUAUUUACUUGUAUGAAGGACCAAACAUAGUAGGAUGUGUAUAUUGCUAUAACUCAAGUAUAACCAAUGUUGGCGUCAUCGGAGCGAUCCAUAUGACCUUUCGAGCAGCAUUUAAAUACGUCAAUGACUGCAGCAGGUGUCGAGGCAUAGUGACAGUUGUAAGGACAUUUUCACCAUCUCAUUUUGAGAAUGGAAGCUGGAACACUGGAGGAAGCUGCAACAGGACAAGUCCCAUAGGUGAAAAAGAGAUUGAUUUGGGAGGUGAAGGAUGGGAACUGAGAAAAAUUCAGGUAGAAGAAACUGAAAGAGCAAGAACGGAGGGAGACAAGAAAGGGAAGAGCUUUGUGAUUAUGGAUGUCACUAAAGCAAUGUUGAUGAGACCUGAUGGGCAUCCAGAAGAAUUCUGGGGAAAUAAUUGGUUGAAGGGUUACAAUGACUGCGUACAUUGGUGCUUACCAGGUCCAAUCGAUGUCUGGAAUGAAUUUUUGAUGGCAUUUCUAGAAAUAGAAACGGGGUUAAUUUCUUCUUAUGGAUCCAGCUUACUAGAAAAUACUGUAUAUUACUUAUUUAUACAGUGUCCGUCUGUUUUCCAUGUAGAUAAUAGAUUUUUUAUUGCCCACCUGAAAGAUGAAGAAAACUAG